Messenger RNA from Cercopithifilaria johnstoni, 2022 nucleotides. NCBI's taxonomy places the organism in Eukaryota, Metazoa, Nematoda, Chromadorea, Rhabditida, Onchocercidae. The record is from the annotation of a GenBank genome assembly.
AUGUUUCAGACUAUGAAGAAAUUACCACUGUUUGUUAUUGUGUCCCUUCUGGUUGUAGAUAUUUUCUCAAAGGAAACAGUGAAUGAUAAGAAAGAUGAUGGUCAUGGUUCGAAAGAUAAACAGAAUGUGAAAUUGGGAACGAUCAUUGGAAUCGAUCUUGGUACUACAUACAGUUGUGUCGGCGUUUACAAAAAUGGACGAGUGGAAAUUAUUGCCAAUGAACAAGGUAAUCGGAUCACGCCGUCGUACGUGGCAUUCACUGGUGAUAGUGGUGAGCGUCUUAUUGGUGACGCAGCCAAAAAUCAGUUAACAACAAAUCCAGAAAAUACCGUUUUUGAUGUUAAGCGUCUGAUUGGCCGGGAGUAUAAGGAUCCGACUGUACAGCAAGAUAUUAAACAUUGGCCUUUCAAUGUUCUGGAUAAAGGCAAUAAACCGAAGGUAAGAGUGGCAGUUGGAGAAACCGAUAGAGUCUUCGCUCCUGAAGAGAUUUCAGCAAUGGUUUUAGGGAAAAUGAAGGAAAUUGCAGAAGCAUAUCUGGGAAAGGAAGUAAAGCAUGCAGUUAUCACGGUACCCGCUUACUUUAAUGAUGCACAACGUCAAGCCACCAAAGACGCAGGUACUAUUGCCGGUCUCAAUGUUGUUCGUAUUAUUAAUGAACCUACGGCUGCUGCUAUCGCUUACGGCUUGGAUAAGAAAGAAGGUGAACGCAAUAUUCUUGUUUUUGAUCUUGGCGGUGGUACUUUUGAUGUGUCGAUGUUGACGAUUGACAACGGUGUUUUCGAAGUGCUAGCUACCAAUGGUGAUACUCACUUGGGUGGUGAAGAUUUCGAUCAGCGAGUUAUGGAGCAUUUUAUUAAAGUAUUCAAGAAGAAGACUGGCAAGGACUUACGAAAAGAUACUCGUGCUGUGCAGAAAUUACGACGUGAAGUAGAAAAGGCUAAACGAGCACUGUCCACAAGCCACCAAACACGGCUGGAAAUUGAAUCGCUGUACGAUAAUGAAGAUUUCUCGGAAACACUAACGAGAGCUAAAUUUGAGGAAUUAAACAUGGAUUUGUUCCGUUCAACACUAAAACCAGUAGAGAAGGUUUUGGAAGAUUCCGAUCUCAAGAAAACUGAUGUCGACGAAAUUGUUCUUGUCGGUGGUUCUACUCGUAUUCCUAAAGUGCAGCAACUUCUUAAGGAAUUCUUUAAUGGAAAGGAGCCAUCUCGUGGUAUCAACCCAGAUGAAGCUGUAGCAUAUGGCGCAGCAGUCCAGGCCGGUGUUAUUUCGGGUGAAGAAAGCACUGGUGAUAUUGUACUUUUAGAUGUAAAUCCUUUGACUCUUGGAAUUGAAACAAUUGGUGGUGUGAUGACCAAACUUAUUCAGAGGAACACUGUUAUUCCAACUAAAAAGAGUCAGAUCUUCUCAACAGCAGCUGAUAAUCAGCCAACAGUCACCAUUCAGGUUUAUGAAGGAGAACGACCAAUGACAAAAGAUAAUCACAUCUUGGGCAAGUUUGAUUUAACGGGUAUCCCACCAGCACCACGAGGUGUACCGCAAAUCGAAGUUACGUUUGAAAUCGACGUUAAUGGCAUUCUGCAUGUCACUGCAGUAGAUAAAGGCACAGGGAAUAAGGAGCAAAUUACGAUUACAAAUGAUCAUAACCGAUUGUCACCAGAAGAUAUUGAAAGAAUGAUCAAUGAUGCAGAGAAAUUCGCCGAUGAAGACAAGAAGGUGAAGGAACAGGUAGAAGCAAGGAACGAAUUGGAAAGUUAUGCGUACUCAUUAAAGAACCAAAUUGGUGAUAAAGAGAAAUUGGGUGGCAAAUUGGAUGAAAAUGACAAGAAAACGAUUGAAACCGUCCUUGAUGAUGCGAUAUCAUGGCUUGAAAGCCACAGGGAUGCAUCUAUUGAGGAAUUGCAAGAGCAUAAAAAAGAAUUGGAAAACAAAGUACAACCGAUUAUUGGCAAAUUAUAUAAGGACCAUGGUGCACCGCCACCAGAAGGUGCCGCACCAGGCGAGGAUAAGGAUGAGCUUUAG